AUGUUUGGAGAACAAGUGAUCAUUGUUCGACUUAUUACAACCGAACAAUUUAUAUUUGUUCGACUAAUUACAAUCGAACAAGUUGCAUUUGUUCGACUAACUACAACUGAACAAGUUGUUUUCAAGAGCAAAGAAGAAUUGCUCGGUUGGGUACGGGACGUUGGAAGGAAAAAUGGGUUUGUGAUUGUCAUCAAGACAUCGGACUAUGGUGGUGGUCAUAGGACACCGAGGAUAUAUCUUGCCUGUGAGAGAAGUGGUCAAUACAGAGCUCAUAAGAAAUUAAAAGGAGAUGAUUCAAACAAAAAAAUUGUGAAGAUAACGGGAACAAAGAAAUGUGGGUCUCCCUUUGAGUUGAGGGCUCGUAAGUUGAUGGCUGAUGAUGAUUGGAUGGUAGAUGUAGCAUGUGGAAUGCAUAACCAUGCUCCUGCUAAACAUUUUGAAGGACAUUCAUUUGCAGGGAGAUUAUCCUAG
Molecule: messenger RNA, 471 nt
Organism: Camellia sinensis
Lineage: Eukaryota; Viridiplantae; Streptophyta; Magnoliopsida; Ericales; Theaceae
Source: RefSeq, a predicted model, not a curated record